Molecule: messenger RNA, 263 nt
Organism: Adineta ricciae
Lineage: Eukaryota; Metazoa; Rotifera; Eurotatoria; Adinetida; Adinetidae
Source: the annotation of a GenBank genome assembly
AUGUCAAAUCUGUCUGUUUUCAACGUCCACGUUUAGCAAUGAAUGAAGCUUAUGGUAUUGAAAAGUUUAUAUCUCUUGUGAAAUUUAAACAAAAUCAAAAUAUUUAUGCGCAAGAUGAUACGAUGUUCAUUAGAGUUGAAGUCGAUUUUCUAAGUAAACCACAAGAAUUCCAGUCCGAUCUGGGUGAAAUGUUAAUUGUGGAUGAACAACAUACAGAUUCAAUUCAUGACGAUUUAAUGCGCAAAGUUUUAAUUUCGAAUUAA